Molecule: messenger RNA, 1966 nt
Organism: Mytilinidion resinicola
Lineage: Eukaryota; Fungi; Ascomycota; Dothideomycetes; Mytilinidiales; Mytilinidiaceae
Product: threonine synthase-like protein
Exons: 3
Coding region: 1-1683 (560 amino acids)
Biological process (GO): L-threonine biosynthetic process
Molecular function (GO): pyridoxal phosphate binding; threonine synthase activity
Source: RefSeq, a predicted model, not a curated record
AUGGCUUCACAUACUGCUUCUCAGCGCUACCUCAGCACCCGGGGAGGGUCUUACGGUCUCUCCUUCGAAGAGGUUGUGCUGAAAGGCCUCGCAUCUGACGGCGGCUUGUUCAUUCCCGAAGAAAUACCCUCCCUACCAGCCAACUGGGCGUCAGCAUGGAAAGACCUCUCCUUCGAAGAGCUCGCCUUCAACAUAUUCUCCCUCUUCAUCUCUCCGGCUGAGAUUCCUCCCGUAGACCUCAAAGAGCUCAUCAAGCGCAGCUACUCGACUUUCCGGACGCCUGACGUUACUCCCAUUGUGACCCUCGACGAAGAGAAGAAAAUACACCUGCUGGAGCUAUUUCACGGGCCGACCUUUGCUUUCAAAGAUGUUGCGCUACAGUUCCUGGGGAACUUGUUUGAAUACUUCCUCGUAAGAAGAAACCAAGGAAAGACGGGCAGAGACAGGGAGCAUCUGACGGUCAUUGGGGCUACCAGCGGAGACACUGGAUCAGCGGCCAUCUAUGGCUUGAGGGGCAAGAAGGAUGUCUCAGUCUUCAUCAUGCAUCCCCAGGGCAAGGUCAGUCCUAUACAAGAAGCGCAGAUGACUACAGUGAUGGAUGCCAAUGUCCACAAUCUCGCUGUAGAUGGCACAUUUGAUGAUUGCCAGGACUUCGUGAAAGCUCUUUUCGCAGAUCCAAUUAUAAAUAAGACCCACCGGCUCGCCGCCGUGAACUCGAUAAACUGGGCCCGUAUCCUGGCGCAAAUAACGUACUACUUCCACUCAUACUUCGCUCUCAUCCGCUCGCCAUCCUUUGUGUCAGGCGCAACUAUCCGCUUCGUCGUUCCUACCGGCAAUUUUGGAGAUAUCCUUGCCGGUUAUUUUGCGAAGCAGAUGGGGCUCCCAGCUGAGAAGCUUGUCAUUGCGACCAACGCCAAUGACAUCCUCCACCGCUUCUGGCAAACGGGGAAGUAUGAGAAAAAGCCGGCCCACGGCGUCGCGGCAUCGGGCGGCGCGCCGGAGGACGGAGCACAGGCACAUGAAGACGGGGUCAAGGAGACACUGAGCCCGGCAAUGGACAUCCUCGUCUCGUCCAACUUCGAGCGGCUGCUGUGGUACCUCGCCUACAACGUAUACAUGUCCCCGUCCUCGCCUGUCUCCACACGGCGUUCGACAGCGGGAGAACAUGUCCGCAAUUGGCUGGCCGAGUUGAAAACCGAGGGCGGGUUCAGCGUGGACGAGAAGAUUCUCGCGGCGGCCUCUUCUGACUUCGAAUCCGAACGGGUGUCGGAUGAGGAGACCCUGGCAACCAUUACAUCCAUCUACAGCGCUGUGUCGCCGGCAACCUCGCAAACAUCCGCCUCGGGCACCACAGGCAAGGGAUACAUACUGGACCCCCACUCUGCUAUUGGCAUCACGGCCUCUCUCCGCUCCGUCCAACGCAACGCGCCGCCCACAACCCAUCACAUCUCUCUCGCAACGGCGCACCCGGCGAAGUUCAGCAAGGCCGUGGAGAUGGCGCUGCAGGGGCAGCCAGGCUUCAGCUUUGGUACGGUGCUCCCGGUCGAGUUCCAUGGACUAGAAGACAAGGCGCGGCGCGUCACGGUCGCGCGCAAGUCUGAAGGAUGGGAGGGCGUCAGGCGCAUCGUCGUCGCGGAGGUCGAAGCGGAAAGGGCUGCAGCAGACAAGCUGGCGGCAUCGUAGGGUCUCUUGCUCGGUUCCAAUUUCUAUUUUCGUCCGUCCACUUGGAUGGGAUCUGGCGUUGACAGAGGAUGGGGGCGGUCAAAGCGCUUCACGGCAAGGGACAGGCACCAUCGAAGGCAUCUAUUGUAGAGUAGACACGGGCUCGAGCAUGCGUCACAAUGCUGCCCAGACGUCCCCGCCAUGCUCCAGCGCCGUCGCGACUCCUUGCAGCCCACGCACGUGUUUCUGCCAGAACAGAGUGUUCCAGCCUCAGGCCCGCCUGGUAGCGUUGUUGCCCGUCACU